CUGUUUCUAACCAAUCUGUCCUUUAGGGCUGACUCCGCCAAGAUGACACAGCCAAUGAGAGUGGACCAGGCCCACCAGCCAACUUCAACUCGAAAGUCAGCAAGCCUGUCCUCGCCGAGCGCCGCCCGCCGCCUGUACCGCAAUUUGUCUGGAAAGUUCCGUGUAGGCACCAACCCCCCUGUUCUGGAGGACAGUGUGGUGUCAGGACGGGGAGGAGACAAGGAGAGGCUGCGUAAAACCACCAUCUUCCAGAGCAAUGAAGCUUUGUUUGAGGCAGUGGAGCACCAAGAGUUGGACUUGGUCCAGCUGCUUCUUUCCCAGUACAGUCUGGAGGAGCUAGACCUCAACACUCCAAACAGCGAAGGCCUCCUGCCUCUCGACAUCGCCAUCAUGACCAAUAACGUGCCCAUGGCCAAGCUUCUGCUGCGAGCUGGUGCCAAAGAGAGCCCACAUUUUGUGAGUCUGGAGGGCCGAGCGGUGCAUUUGGCCACGCUGGUUCAGGAGGCAGAGCAGCGAGCAUCAGAGCUUCAGGCACAGGUGCGGAACGAGGGUCCGAGUGAACGAGAGGGAUCUGACCGUGAGAGGCAGCUGAAAGCUUGGGAGUGGAGACUGCGACUCUUUCGACGCAUGCAGACAGGCUUUGAGCAUGCUAACCCUCCAGAUGCUCCUAGUAUAGUUUAUCUGUCUGUAAGCAGCAGCACCAGUCUACAGGUUGAUUUCCAGGAACCUCUCUGUGUCAACUCUGCUGUGGUUACCAAGUACAAAGUGAGCUGGAGCAGUUCACCUUCAUUCAGUCCUUUGUUGGGUGAGAUGUUAGUGGACGACACAUCUCUACUACAGUGCAUCAUCACUGGACUAACUUCAGGGACAUAUUAUUAUGUGCAGGUGUCAGCCUACAACAUGAAGGGCUGGGGCCCUCCUAAAGUUUCCACCCCAGCCUGUGCUACACCUUCCAGUUGGAGGGACAUUGAUGGCCGUGCUCCACGCCAGAGAGGCCAAAAAGAGGCUCUUGACCAGCUACUUGGGCAGAUAAAGGAAGCUCACCGGAACUGCGUUUGCCAUGAGCCGUGCAAAGCUCCAACGCAAGGCAGGAAGCACUCGGUGUCCAAAAGCCUGCGUCACCUCUUCCAAACCAACAGUAAAUUUGUCAAAAGCUUGAAAAGAGGGCUGUAUCUGACGUCCAUAUUCUACAGGGAUGACAACGUGUUGGUGACCCCAGAAGACCAGAUUCCCAUUGUUGAGGUUGAGGACUCUUACUCCAGCUCACUCAUGCAGGACUUUCUCUGGUUCACAAAGGUGUCGUUCCUAUGGGAAGAGAUUUCCUGGCUCCAGCAGUGUCUCAGUCCCUCCCAGUCAUCCUGCUCCUGCACCCUGCAGACCCGCCUCAAGUUGUUGCAGGCUGUCUCCCAGCUACAGGGAAUGCUGGGAACCCAGGACCUUGGCCAGGUGUAUUUUGAGCCAAUUAAAGACAAGCAUGGUAAUGCCUUGCUCGUGCUGCUAAAAGACAUGAACGCCUGUCCCAACCUGGAUGGGGUCCGCUGGACGCAGCUUUGUAAACUACAGCUCCAACGCAAGUCUGUCUCAUCUCCCGAGGAGCCCACUGCCUUAGAUAUGCUUCUAAUCACACUCCACGAAAAGCUGGCAUAUCACAGGCGUAGCAGGAAGCUUCUGCCUCCUGGCUUAUACCUUGGAUAUCUGAAGCUGUGUACAUCAGUGGAACAAAUAAGGGCCCUGGUACCUCAGAAGCUCCCCAACAUCCUCUGUCACACCAAAAUUCGGGACAACGGUAACGUCUCCAGAGAGGAGUGGCAGUGGCUGCAGGCUCUAAGCUCUCUAGAGGAGGCUAUGGAAAUGGACCAUGAUAUUCAGAGUGCUCCCCAUCGCCUCCUACAUGACCUGCGCACUGCCAUUAAAGACCUGAUGGCACACAUCAAUGUCCCUGGCAAUCAGGUGCAGGAUUUUCGGAUCUACAGCCAGGAGGUGUUGGAGUUUGGGGAGAAAGUGUCCUUUCUGCUUCUUUUGCCGCCUUCAGAUGAAGUUUGCACAGCACCGGGGCAGAAUAAUCCCUACUCCCCCCGCUCUGGCUUCCUCACGUUGCCUUUGCAGAUCUUUGAACUGGUCCACUUCAGUGCUUACUGCCCCAGUUUCAUCGGCCAGUACUGUAGAGUGUCUGCUCUGCUGGAGCUGGAAUCCCUCAUGUCCCAGCAGGCACUGCGAGAGGCCUUUUCUGAGGCAGAGCUCCUUGUCGCAAAGAAGAAACACCAACAGGUCCAGGAUUAUAUGCAGCAAAUGGAGGAGGUCUGGAGGGAUGCAAGGUGGAUCAUGGAUUGCUUGCAGUAUGCCCGAUACAAGCAGCCAACAGGAGGCAUCUCCAUAAGCUGGAUAAUCGACUUUUCAAAGGAAGUGAUGCCAGACAAGCCUCCCUCCACGUCAUCUCAGCCAGACUUCAUGCCUUCUCCCAUGCCUUCACCAGAACCCUGCCGCAAACAUUCAGAUUAUCCCGGUCUAUCAGAUGAAGAGGGUUCAUCUGAAGUCUUCCUCACCACUGACAGUGACUAUGACUCUAGCCGUGCCCAGAGUCCCCGUGAGCUGGACCUGUUGCCGCCCUCGCCUCUCUCUUCCUCUGCACCCCUGGAGCCCCGCGGUUUCCUGCGUAGCGACGGGAGCAGCUCGGGGGGACGCGUGUGUCUUGGCGGGGGUGGCCGGGGAGGGGGAGCGCUGCGAGAUUCCACACCAGACGUCCUCCAGGCCUCCGAGGCCCAGCUUGGGAAGGAGGGCGAUCGGUGUGGAGGAGGGGUCCGAUGUGCGGGAGAGAGGCGCAGGGGGCCCCCGGAGCUGUUCGACAGCGACUUCAUUCUGCCCAGCAGGCAGAUCGAGCUGCUGCACAUCACGGAGAAGAGACAAGCCUUCUGUGUAAGAACCAGCAGUCUGGAGUUCCCCUCCACCAAAUCCUCCCCGCAGCAGCCAAACUCCUACCACACCACUCGCUCGUCCCCCUCCACUUCACCACAGCGACGGUGGCACAGGCCCUCUUCAGUGGAACGCUGCUGUUCCGGGGAGCACUGCCUGCCACAGCUUCCACCGGCACGUACUUUAUCAGAGGACAGCGGCACGCAGAGACUCUCCUCCCCAUCGCCCACUAUGUUCAGAAAAGGCUGCCAUGCCACUCUCACAGUUUACCCCCAGUACCGCACAGGCCUGCCCAAGGAGACCAGCGUCAAGCUCUGCGUGACUCGCGGUACGACAGCUGGAGAGAUGGUCCAGCUGGUGGUGCAGGAGAUGAACAUCGUGUGCCGGCGCAUGCUGGGUGGCGGCGAUGAACAGGAGCAGUGUGUUUACUACAGUUCUGAGCAGAUGAAGCACUUUGGCCUUGUGUUGGUGGUGGACAACAGAGAAAAGUGGCUCCAGGAUGACUUCUGUCCCCUGGAGCUCCAAAACCCUUGGCUGAGGGGAAAACUUUGUGUUCGCAUCAAGGAGUAUUCUCCGCUGGCUCUCCAACACAGCCGGGCCACCACAGUGUGA
Messenger RNA from Menidia menidia (Atlantic silverside), 3522 nucleotides. Lineage: Eukaryota; Metazoa; Chordata; Actinopteri; Atheriniformes; Atherinopsidae. The record is from the annotation of a GenBank genome assembly.